UCGUAAUUCAUGGUUUGCUGUUGGAAUCACCUGUCAGACGAAGCUUCGUACGAAUCUGCACGAAUCGAUCCGGCGAGGCGAAAGAACGGUUAGCAAGCAGGUGUAUCGAUACAACACGCUGAGGGAGUUGUUGAUACGCACCGAUAUGAUCGCCAGUCUUUUCUAGACACCGUCAACGUUCUCCUCGCAGUCGCACGCAACAUUAUCUCUUUUGCGGACGCAGCAGCAUACAACGAGUCUCAAUAAUGCAAAGUGUCAUAAAUUCGGUGAAAGGCACCGCAUUGGGUGUCGCUGAAUACUUGACGCCGGUGUUAAAGGAGAGCAAAUUCCGAGAAACAGGUGUUUUAACUCCUGAGGAAUUUGUAGCAGCUGGAGAUCAUUUGGUACAUCAUUGUCCUACAUGGCAAUGGGCUAUUGGUGAUGAGGAUAGGGCAAAAUCUUAUUUACCAAAAGAUAAACAGUUUUUGUUGACUCGUAACGUUCCCUGUUCACGUCGGUGUAAGCAGAUAGAGUAUAGCAACGAACAGGAAUGUAUUAUAGAAGCAGAUGACACAGAAGGGGGUUGGGUAGAUACUCAUCAUUAUGAUAUUAGUCUUGCCGGCCUGGAUGAGAGAGUAACAGAAAUGACAUUAGAAGAGACACAGCCAUCUCAGACGGACAAUGCGGACGACGACGAGGAUGACGAAGAUGCUGCUGAUAUGGAGGCUUUUGAAGUUAGCGGAAUGUUAGAUGAGCAGGAUAAGCAUACAGCACCGGAGAACACAAAGAAGACUGGUCAAGAGAAGCGAGACUCGUUCUCGGAAGGGGAGAUUAUUCGCACCCGCACUUAUGACUUAUACAUCACAUAUGAUAAAUAUUAUCAGACGCCUAGGCUGUGGUUGUUCGGAUACAAUGAAAACCGGAAACCGCUCAAUGUAGAGGAGAUGUACGAAGAUGUUAGCCAAGAUCAUGCCAAAAAAACGGUCACAAUGGAGAUUCACCCACAUAUACCUGGCCCUCCCAUGGCUUCUGUGCAUCCUUGCAGGCAUGCGGAAGUAAUGAAGAAGAUCAUCGAGACCGUGAUGGAGGGUGGUGGAGAACUGGGAGUGCACAUGUACCUAAUAAUAUUCCUGAAGUUCGUGCAGUCUGUCAUACCCACAAUCGAGUACGACUACACGCAGAAUUUCAUGUUAAACGCGUCCGGUUAAAUAUAUCGCCAUAGUGCGUUGUGUGAUUGAUAUAAAUCGCUUACGAAGUACAUUCAUAGCAGAUACGCGCGAGAUAUUUAUGUAUCGAUGUUUUAUUACGCUUGUCGUCGUCGAGCAAUGGGGAUAUUCGAGGUCGCGAAGGAUACGAGAUCUUAAGACUGUGAUUGCAACGUGCGUCUUGAGUUUGAAGAACUCACGUUCCACGACGUGAGCAGUCAUUCCCACAAUUGCGAGACUUCAAAGAUAUUAAAUCGUACGGAUCUCUCAGCGUUGAGCAUUUCAAGAUCCAUUUGUUACAUUCAUCUCGAUUGAGUUCGAAGUAGACGUGCACCGGCACCAGAAGGUUUUUACAUUCGCGAAAUACAGCUGAGCACAUAUUAUUUGACGUGACAACCGUUAGACAAUAAUGGACGAAUGAAGGCUACAUUGAAGGCAACAAAGAAUCCAUCGGCAGAAGGAGAGAGAAAGAGAGAGAGAUAGGAAGAAUUCUAUGAAAGUGAUUUCUUUUAUAUAUUAAUAAUUACUCAAGCAAAUCCACUUGCUCUAGCGUAUCAUUUAUCAAAAGAAAAAGAGAAAAAAGAGAUAAAAAAAAAAGAAAAAGCUUGGAUAUCCAUCGGAAUCGAUUAUAGCCAAUCGCUACUCGAAAAUAAAUUAACUAUUACGAACAUCA
Messenger RNA from Harpegnathos saltator (Jerdon's jumping ant), 1857 nucleotides. RefSeq names its product Autophagy-related protein 3 (gene Atg3). Gene Ontology annotation, biological process: autophagy of mitochondrion; nucleophagy; autophagosome assembly. The record is from RefSeq and is a predicted model, not a curated record. Bases 246 to 1187 code for a protein of 313 amino acids. Lineage: Eukaryota; Metazoa; Arthropoda; Insecta; Hymenoptera; Formicidae. Gene Ontology annotation, cellular component: phagophore assembly site; cytosol. The transcript is spliced from 6 exons. Gene Ontology annotation, molecular function: Atg8-family ligase activity.